This is a messenger RNA of Kwoniella mangroviensis CBS 8507, 3195 nucleotides long. RefSeq lists its product as uncharacterized. The coding region runs from base 1 to 3195 and encodes 1064 amino acids. NCBI's taxonomy places the organism in Eukaryota, Fungi, Basidiomycota, Tremellomycetes, Tremellales, Cryptococcaceae. The transcript has 15 exons. Gene Ontology annotation, cellular component: type III intermediate filament. The record is from RefSeq and is a predicted model, not a curated record.
AUGUCAGUAAGGCCGGACUCUCAAGCUUCAGAGGCUAUCAGCUUGAAGACCAUGGACGAAAGACCGGUCAUUGGUGAUGUCCAACAGGACGAAGAGAAGAAAGAGGAGCUGAACGAUGUACAGGACGCCCUACCUCAGCCUGUCCAAGAUAUCCAACACAAGGAAAAAGAGUCCGCUGUCAAUAGUGAAUCAAACAAUACUGGGGAAAGUGAGGUCGCUCAUGGCGAGUCCAAGCUGGACAAUGAAGAUGAACCCAAGUUGAAAGAAGAGGUCAAUGCGCAACAGUCAGAACAAGGCAAUGAGAACGGUCAAGCAGAUGAUGUCAAUGGUAAAGUCGAUGAGAAAGGGGUAGAUGGUGAGGCCAGGGAUAACAAGGUGGUGGUCAGUACCGCCAAGGAGGCUGCAAGUGGUGUCAAGAAGGUAUUGAAGAGUGGUGUAUUUGGUGCAGGUACACCCAAACCCACUCCCAAGGCUACCCCUUCUGCCAAACUCAGCACAUCAUCCACCAGACCACUAACCACAGCGAGACAAUCACUAGCACCUACCAGACUUACUACCACCACCGCUCGUCCGACAACUACAAGUAGGCCAUCAGCUACUACAUCUACCAGCACCAUUAGUCGACCAACCCAUACCUCUAGACCCUCUCAAUCGACUGCACGAGCCAGUGUUACCCGACCUACAGCCACCCCAGCAUCCAAAGCUGAACCUUCUUCUACCACUGCUACCAGGCCACGAGCAACUACCGGUGCGUCAGAUAAGACCUCAACUUCAUCUUCCGCUCCUAGGAAUGUCACCCGUCCAGCUGCUACUACUUCAUCUACCCCGGUCAGACCAAGAACAUCAGUCAAACCACCUGUUCCUACCCCUGCUCGAACCAGCACGACUACCCGACCAGACCCACUGAAUUCUAGUACUGCAUCUACAACAGCUACUGGUGCUGCUACCAAACCCAGAGUAGGGUUGACAAGUUCCACUUCGAGGUUGAAUGCUGGAAGAGCAAGUAUGUUACCUUCUUCCAAGACUGCUACCGGUACUGGUACGGCACAGAAGGUCCGAGGAGGAAGUGGACCGAGUGUGUUAGCUGGAACCGCACCAGAUAGGUCCAAGCAACUUUCUGAGCUCAAGGGAAAACUCGAGGGCCUGGAGAAGAAAUCGGCAGAGCAGAAAGCAGAGUAUGAAAAGAAGAUUGAGGAGUUGACCAAAGACAAAGUCGAUUUGGAGCAGAGACAUGCUCAAGCUAUCGAAGAGCUGAACGCCCGAAUUGAGAAUGCUACAUCUCAAGCUGCUGACAACAACGCUAGCGAAAUCAACGAACUGAAGGAGCUUCAUACCGCGGAGCUGAAAGCUGCAGAGGAACAACGAGGAACAGCUGUCAAAGAGCAGGAAGGUAGACUCGAGGCUAUAUCAGCCGAGAAAGAGUCCCUUGUUGCUCAACUCGCGUCCCUCCACGCUGAGCUUUCCACCGCUCAAUCAUCAAUAACCGAUCUGAGCACCACUCUCUCAUCCGUCCAGGAAGAGCUCUCAUCCCUUCGAGUGACGCACGGAGAAUCGACCUCUUCCCUCAAAGACAUUACCGAGAUCAAGACUUCGCUCGAGGGGAAAGUAUCUGAACUGCAAGCUAUCAAAGAGAAACUCGAAGCUGAAUUGGCGGAAGGUGCCGAAGAGGCUGAAAAGUCCAUUGCGGGUACCACAGGUUUGGAAGGGAAAGUGAAGGAGCUUCAAGAGGAGAUUGAGGAGUUGAAAGAGGGUUUGGAGAAGGAAAAGGAGGGUAGGAGGGGUGACGAGGAAAAGUUCAACGAGCAGAAAGAGAUCCUGUCGAAAGAUCUUGAAACCCAUAAGGCUACUGCUCAAGAACACCUGGAUGCGCUGACCAAAUCAAGGACUGAUAAUCAAGCUCAGCAAGAAGAAUUGCAGACGAUCAAAUCCGCUCACGAUGAACUCUCAUCGACCUAUGCAACCUUGCUCGAGUCCUCCGCCAGGCAUCCCGAAGCCUUAGCCGAAUUAGAAAGACAAUUGAAAGAUGUGAACGAAAAACAUGAAUCACUCCUGCAAGAGGCCACUUCAUCUUCCAAUGCCAGAGUAUCUGAACUUGAGUCUAGACUUGCUGAAGUGAUUGAUGCGAAGGAUAAAGCUGAGAAUGAGUUGACCGACUUGAAGAGCAAAGUCGAAGAUUUGGAAGAGGAGCUUGGUCAGCUUUCGGAAGUAAGGAAAGGUAUGGAAGAGAAGGAGAAGGCUUUAAACGAGAUCAUUGCCAAGCUCGAAGCGGAGAAGGAAAAGGAGAAAGUUGAAUUCGAACAGAGGUACAACCGAGCCUUUGAAGAUGCCAAGUCCGCUGCGAACGAGUCCCAUCAUGCAGAACUAUCUUCAAUCCGAGCUGAAUUGCAAAACACCCAUACUCAACUUCAAGAAUCGCACAAAGCCGAGAUUGAAGCUCUUCAAACAUCGCAUUCUCUUGCUCUAACAGAUUUACAAGCGGACCAUCUGAAAUCCCAACGAACGCUCGAAGAAUCUCUUGUGUCCACUCAACAACAAGUUGUCGAGAGUCAGACUCAACUGAGUGAACUGAAAGAAGUCAAUGAGAAGUUGAGAAAUGAGAUUACCAGGUUGAUUGGUGAGGUUGAGAGUCUUGGGAAGAAGGAAAAUACGGAAACGGACAAGGUGGAGCUUGAAGGGGAACUAAAGAGGGUCAAGGGGGAAUUGCAAGGUGUGAAAGAUGAACUGGAAGGUGCUAAGGAGAUGGCCGAGAUGAACAAAUCUCACUUCGAAGCUUCCCUCUCAUCUAUUCAGGACCAACAUUCUCAGGAGAUCAAGGAAGCGGCUGAGUUGAAGAUCAAACAAUUCCAAGAAGCAGAAGAGAAGUAUCAGAACGAAAUAGAAGAGUUGAAGAUGGGAAUGAAGAGACUGGAGAUACAAUUGCAGGACGAGAGAGUGGAGAAGAACAGUGCACUUGCUAGAUUAGCUGACUCGGUCAGAACACCACCUACCUCGCCCAAACCUCCCGCCGAACCUCACUCUCCAGCUUUGACCAAACUUCACGAAGCUCAUAAUGCCAAAGUAGUUGAUCUAGAGAAUGAGAUCAGAAGAUUGCAGCAGGAGCUAAUUGAAGCUAAAGGCAACGACAAGAAGCUGGAUGAUAUAGCUGUAAAUGCCAACUUGACUGAAGAUGUCAUCGAUGAAACAGAAACUUUCUAA